Messenger RNA from Klebsormidium nitens, 1609 nucleotides. NCBI's taxonomy places the organism in Eukaryota, Viridiplantae, Streptophyta, Klebsormidiophyceae, Klebsormidiales, Klebsormidiaceae. The record is from the annotation of a GenBank genome assembly.
CGAUCCUCGCCAAAUUUCAAAUUCACUGCAGGAACUUGCACAUAACUUAGGUCGAGGCAAGGGAGGCGCGCAGAAAGGUCUUGGACAUGGUUCUUCUUCAGGAGCCAGGUGACCAGGAACCUCCUCAACCUUUGGUGAGCGGGCACUGCAGAAUUCAUGACGGCAGGGUCAAGGCAAUCCACGAUGAACCUGGAUUUAAUACUGAGCGAGUACAAGUGAACUUCCAGUGGGCAGUCUGGUCAUGAUCUAGGUGUUGGAACAAUCAUACUGAGCGUGUUCAACAUCAUCCCCCUUGGAAUGCCCCUAAGGCGGGCAACUCAAAGCUGCCCAAUACUUAGGUCUCUGAAAGGCUCCUUUCAGCUCUGCAUGUUUGUUCUUCUGUAGCUUCUCAAGUGGUACAUUGCGGUCUUGGUACAGGGGGGUCGUUAGAAAUUGCUUCCAUCAGUGCCUAGGUCCAGCCCGCAUGUUUCUGUAAACGUGGUACCUGCUGGGAGCACUUUGGUAAAACAUGUCAGGUUCUGUAAUUGGUCUUAGUGCAAAGCAUGGAGUGCACUCACAAGUAAAGGGUCUUGAUUUGAGACCAGUCAAGCCAUGGGCGAUUGACAAGCUGCCAGGAGUGGGCCACUUUCCGCUGCAACAGUUCCUCCAGAGUUCAAGAAGACCACCAAAGGAGUGGGCCGGCAGUAGGCCCCUUCAGCCACGUUGUGCGCUUCUGACUGCAGCCGAGUUGCCGGGUGGUGGAGGUGGCGAACUAAACCUCUUUCAGAAGCUUGCAACUGUUUGGAAGAUCUUCUUCCCAUCCCCAAAGAAGAAAGAAAAGGUCUCUGCAAGGGCAAUGGCAAAGACCAGGCUUAUGCAGACACUUGGGGAGGAGGAGUUUGGGCUCACACAGCAGCAGAUCUCGGCCAUAGGGCAGCAGAUAGGACGUGUUUUGGAGGACUUCGUCGAACUGGACGCAGCACCAGGAAAAGAGGCCCCAGUGCUCGAGUCCAAGCUGGAAGGGCGGGGCCGCCUGAAGGUGAUGUUUAAGGUCCGGAGAGUGAAGCCCGCAGCAGAGGACGGGUGGUUUGGCGACGAGGACAGCCAGGAAUGGUCGCCCUACAUGGCAGGCAACGAUGCGUUUCCCAACAGAUCGUUGGGAUCAGACAGUAACGAAGCGAAGGAUUCCUUUGCAUUGCGGGGUAAGGGUGAUAGCUUUGAGUGGCUCGAUAGCCACACACUGGUUCUGCGUGAGCAUGAACAGGACAGCGACUGACUGUGUCCAUAGGGCAUGAUAGAAGCAAAGCCAGAUGAACGGGCGUAGAGACGGACUGUCCAUAGAAAGACCAGGUAGACCAGGUAGAAUCGUUGAUAUGGUGGGUUGCUACAGUUUCGUGUAGCUUGUGCUAUGUGUCAGUAGAGAACGUGAUUCAUCUUGUAUUGAUCUGCCCAACGAUCUAUCCGGAAUGCAAGUUUAGGUGCUCACCGAAAUUUUAAGUGCCACGGUGGACAAACGAAAGCAAGUGCAGCUCAUUCUUUGAAAACUUGGACGACAUCUUUGUCCAGUUAUCAUCUUGUCCUCUCACAGUAGCAGGCUAAAGCCAGUGGUGUUGAAAACCCCCAUAAGCAG